Octopus bimaculoides (California two-spot octopus) is the source of this 2940-nucleotide messenger RNA. RefSeq lists its product as uncharacterized. Gene Ontology annotation, molecular function: protein binding. NCBI's taxonomy places the organism in Eukaryota, Metazoa, Mollusca, Cephalopoda, Octopoda, Octopodidae. The record is from RefSeq and is a predicted model, not a curated record.
AUGUAGGUUUGGGUCAUGAUAGAAGUAACAUUACUAACAACAUGCCCCAAAUUAAUUGAUCAAUUAACUAUUAUCUGUUUUUCAAUUAAAGCAAAUGAUAAACCAGAUUUUAUUACUGUGGAGACACAUGAUAAUGAAUAUUGGAUCAGUUGGAUGCCGGUGCGACCUGGAGUUUCUAAGAAUAUCAUCUGGUGUGUUGGUGAAAUACCAUUGGACAUGGUAUCGUGUAAGAAUAUUUCAUGGCUAACAACUAACGACAGUAUGUUCCACAUGUACCUCUAUGGUAAAUUUCGAAAUUCCUUAUCGGUAGCUGUGUCCUACAAUGGAAUUAAAGGUAGCAGUGGUCUCACUCAGAGUGAAUGUCUGGUGAACACAGGUAAAGUUGCCCAACGUGGAGGUAUGCCCAAGUUAGAUACCCCACUAAUAUUUUCUGCUAACCUGGAAGGUGAUGUUGGUCUUCAUGUUGUUCUACCUGAGGUAAAAUGUAGCAAUUUACUUGGUUUACCUGCAUACUUCCAAGUUGAUUACAGCCCUGGACACUACUGUACCAAUGGCAACAGGAAGAACAUAUCAAGAGAUGGAUUAAAGCCAAGUGUUAAAAGUGUAGUACUUGAUAAUCUGUUAUCCGACACAGAUUAUGCUAUAUGCUUCAGUAUUGUGACCUCAAAAUCCCAGACAGUAAAGAGUGACCCAUUUAUUGUGAGGACUGAAAAAGAUGUAUUUUUACCCAGAGUUGAAGGUCUGACAGCAGUAAAAGUGACUGACUCAAAAAUUAUGUUGCUAUGGAAACAUACAGACACAGAUAACAUAAUAACUCACUACCAAAUCAGUGUUAAGAGUGCAAAAAGCUCAACAGAACAAGUGAUGUUGGUUUCUGUCAUGGACAUGCCGAUUCAAUUCAGAAUAUUUGACUCUCUGACAAAGUCUGUUGGUUAUGACUUCACUGUGGUUCCCUGUAACAUGAUUGGUUGUAAUGGAAAGAAGGCACAUACCAAUUACACGUUGCAUCCAAAUGAAUCUAACUUGGAGCUUUUCCUCACCAUACUCACAGACCAACAACUUUUGGUGAAUUGGACACACAAUUUCCUGAGCAACCACAGUUUCUUUUAUCAUGUAGCCAUUGAAGGAAAAUAUUCAUAUUUUGUAAAUGCCACUCAACAGUUUUUGAUUGAUGUUCCAUGUUCACUGGACAACGAUCAAAAUGUUGUCUUACAAGUUUCCAUUCAACUUGUUGUGGAGACUGGAAUCUUUCUUCCAAAAGUACAGAAAAAUGUUACCAUGUGUUCAGAUACAGGAUUGAAAACUUUUAAAUUAUCAAAUGAAAAUGUGGCUUCUAGUUCAGGAGAUAGAUAGACAGACAAACAGAUAAACUGAUUUGUAGACACACAUUGUAGAUUGGGUUUAUUUUAUAAUAUACUAAUAUUUUUUAUAAUUCAAUUUUGAGAGAUAACUUUGCCUUUUCUUGUUCUGCUAUUUUUGAUAGCUAAAAUACACGGUGGGCUAGUGGAAAUUAAGUCUUUGAAUUUCUACAGUAAUAACUUAAUUUUGUCAUUUUAUACUUCUAACCAUCAAAAUUAUGUAUUUAAAAAAAAAAAUGAAAUUUAAUUUAAUUUUUGAGUUGCAUUAUUUUUGCGAAAGCUUAAGAUAAUAUAAAUAUCACCCAGCAGUAUUAAUCGACGUCAUCUGUAACUGGCUUCAGUCAUUAGACAGUGGCCAUGCUGGGGCACUGCCUUGAAGUGUUCAGUCAAACAAAUCAACUCCAGUUCUUAUUCUUUUAAAGUCUGGUACAUAUUCUAUCAGUCUCUUUUGCUGAACCAUUAAGUUUUGGGGACAUAAACAAACCAACACACACACAUACACCCACACACACAUAAAUGUUUUAAAUAUUUUUUUAAAGUCAAGUUAUAAAAAAAUUAAUUAUACAGGCCAAUGGUUUGCACUGGUGUUUCAGUAUUUUAGGGUUAGGAUCCCUUCUUCAGGAAAUUUACAGAGAAAAGGUGUCGGUAACUGAUGUCGCUGCUCGCAACACCUUCCUGAAGAAGAGAUACUAAAUAGUUUUCAUUGACCUGUAUUAUUAAUAGUUUGUAACUUGCAUUGUUUUGACUUAAAAUAUUUAAAACAUUUUAUAUAUCAGACAAUGCUUUAUAAAAUUAUACUCCUCUAGUAUCUGUCUGUCCGUCUAUCUAUCUAUCUGUUUUAAUUGAAGUGUACAGUAUUAUAUAUCCAUUACGGCUGAUCUUGCCAAUUGGUUUUGCACUGGGGAUUCAAUGGAGUGUUAGGUAACAGUUUGAUUAUGUAACCCUGCGCAUAUCAGAGGUUGUCAUUAUGAAAUGGAACAGGGUGACUUCUCUCUAUUGUUGGAGUUGAAUAGAUACAUUUGGUUUGUGGUUGCUGUGUGCAUAUAUACUCACGCACACACAAGAUGAACAGCUUUCAGUUUCUGUUUAUGAAAUUCACACAAGGCUUUGGUUGACCUGGAGUUAUAUUAGAAGAUCCUCACCCAAGGUGCUCUGCAGUGGGACUGAACCCAAAACCAUGUGGUUGGCAAACAAACUUCAUAACUAUGCAGUCAUACUUUCACAGCAUUAAAGGGUAAAGAUCCCCUUUGGUCCAUGAAUAACCAUGGAAUUGCACCUUGAAAAUUCCCCUCCGAGGUACAAGUCUGGGCAAGGUUGUUUAUGGAAGAUCAUCAGUUGCCCAUGCAUACCAGCCUCCUCUCUCCCUGCCACCAAUGUUACCCAAGGGAUAUCCACAGUACCAAUAUUCAAUAUUAAUUAACAUUUUUUUAUUAAUGAAAAAUUAACAUUCUCAUAACUUUGUUUAAAUUGAGAAAUAAACAAUGAAUUGCAAAAGUAUUUUUUAUAUCAUCACUAACUCAUAUUUAUCAUCAUUUUUUUUUAUUUAUGACCAUAUUAAACUUCAAACAUGAAACAUAAACAA